Amborella trichopoda is the source of this 1953-nucleotide messenger RNA. NCBI's taxonomy places the organism in Eukaryota, Viridiplantae, Streptophyta, Magnoliopsida, Amborellales, Amborellaceae. The record is from RefSeq and is a predicted model, not a curated record.
UCUGAAAAAUCCUUUUUACCUGGUUAUUUUUUAUUUAAUGCUUAUUAUUGCAUUUGGGUUUUUUUAGAAAUUGUUUGUUUCUUGUUCCUGGUUAUGUUAAUUCACUGUGUUGGUUGAUUUCACUUUCUUUUUAUUCUCAAUCUGUACUCUUCUUACCAUGGUCUUUUUCCUUAUAUACCAGUUAAUCACUUGCAAGAUAAAUAUUUGGUUACAGUCGAAUAGGGGAUAAAUUGUACAAUAGUUCAAAUGGGUCUUGAAUGAAUCUUUUCUUGCAUUAAAAAAACAAAAUAAAAAUAAAAAUCGAGACUGUCAAAGUAAUUAAAAGAAAAAGGGAAAAGUUUGAGACUUUUUUUUUUCCCCCAGGACAUAUCGAAUUAUGCUGGUGAUUUUCACUCAUUUUAACUUGUUUAUGCAAGUUGCGUGGUUUUAUUUUCUUGACUUUAUUACUCUAUUAAGAAAGCAUUGUGGAAUUCUAGGCCCUUAUAUUUAUCUCGAGAACAUCACUUGGCUUUCUUAUAAUUUUAUUAAUGGAUAGGCUUCCUAAAAUACAUGGAAAGUGUUUUUAUCUCUAAGGGAGCACCUAACUUAAACAUGACAGAGAAACUAAUGAGGAGCAUUGUAACCCGUAAUCCGUCUGGGGAGGGACACAUUAGGGUCCUGAGCCCUAGUCCGGUCUGACAGACUUGGUAGAGUCCAAAAAUAAAAUAAAUUGGGCGCUUCCCAUCUGCAUGGUUCUGGGAUUGGCUGCCAAGAUUGAGUGGCUUGGGCAGGUCGAAAUGGACUGAUCCUUCCAAUUGUCCUGAAGCACGAAUGAAAGAUAGGUUUUAACUUCUUGUUGUUGAAUAAAAAUGAUCUGGAAUUAACUUCUUCUUGUUGAAUGAAAAAUGAUAUGCAAUCUUAAGAUUGGUGUAUAAAUAGAUCAAAUUCUGAUUGUCUACAAAUUUUACAUAUUUUCAUUUCUACAUAGCAUAUGAGCAUAUUUAGGAAUAUUUCUACACUUGUUAGCAUGUCUAUAAGUGUUUAUUUUGUUUUUAUUUUUCAGCAUGCAUAUGAGCUAUGCUCAUUGAUUAUUGCUCUUCUUUUUUAAAAAUAAAGUAAAAAGGAUAAUUUUAAUGUCUACUAUAAUCCAUUCAUGGAAUACCAUAAUUUAUUGUGGUUGUCACUUCAAUGAAAUGAUGGAUGGUGAUGGAGAGAGCUGGUGGCAACCUGUUGGAGUUAUAUCCUGUUCUGGUGGGUGCCACUAUAACACCAUCAUUUCAAUGGACCUUGAGGACCCCCGUGGAUGAUAACCGACUAUGAUCUUACGGGGCAAUUGGUGUGGCCAGGCGCUCAUUUGAUGAACAAUUAUCUUUCAGUGAAUGUGCAUGCACUUCAAGGGCAAUCUAUUAUUGAAUUAGGCUCUGGUGUUGGAGUUACGGGGAUGCUUUGUGGCAAACAUUGUCGUGAGAUUUUGUUAACCGAUCAUAAGGAGGAAGUACUGAAGGUCUUGAAGAAGAAUAUAGAGCUCAAUUCUCCUUCAAAGACUACUAUUUGUGCAGAUCUGGUGGCUGAGAAGUUAGAAUGGGGCAACACAGAUCAACUGAGCCACAUUUUGGAAAGAUAUCCAGCGGGUUUUGACCUGAUCCUUGGAGCUGAUAUUUGUUUUCAGCAGGCUAGCAUUCCUCUACUCUUUGACACAGUGGAAAGGCUUCUACGCUUCAAGGGUGGCAGUCACUGCAAGUUCAUACUGGCUUACGUAUCUCGAGCUAAGACUAUGGAUGCAUUAAUCAUCAGCGAAGCUUCUCGACAUGGUCUUCAAGUUCUGGAAGUUGAUGGCACCCGAUCCACAGUGGGAAACCAUGAAGGUGUUAUCUUUGAGAUGUCCAUCCAUUGAACGUUGGAUAUGUUUUCUCCAAUUUGAACUUUUUGUUAAGAACCCAACAUAGAACUUUAAGAAGUUAUAUUUAAUUUCCA